This is a messenger RNA of Heterocephalus glaber (naked mole-rat), 755 nucleotides long. The record is from RefSeq and is a predicted model, not a curated record. NCBI's taxonomy places the organism in Eukaryota, Metazoa, Chordata, Mammalia, Rodentia, Bathyergidae.
CAUUAGGGUUAUUAUGUUCCUAAGUUUUCUGUGGUAUAUUUUCGUAUAUUUGAGGCUUCAAAGUGUUGAGAGCAUGCAUCCAGGAAAGAUAAUGGGAAUUUCUAUUCAACACAGAUUUUUAAAUUACCUUUUCAUCUGUUUAUUACAAUACACUUUCUCAAAUUAUAGAACUUGUACUCUUUAUCUCACUCAGUUUUUCCUUUGUAAAGAUGAAUGAAGAGCCCAGAACUUUUCCUACACUAAAUAAGAACUCUACGGUGAAGCACAAAAGAAAAAAAGAUAUUAAAAAUAAACGUAGUUCAAAGGAACUGCCAGUCAUCACGAAGGAGCCAAAACACCACAAACACAAAAAGCACACAACCACAGCAGACAAUAUCACCAGCAAAGAAGAUUCUUCACAUCUGCCAUGGAGGCUCAUUUCUAGUGUACUUGGUGUCAUGUUCCUUCUUCUGAUGGCUGGAACCAUCGUAGUGGCUGUUUUUACUGCAAACGCAUCUCCUGAAACAUUUCCUACAAUCCAGCAAGAAGGGCCUCACUGUCAACCUUGUCCCAAGGACUGGGUCUGGUUCAGAUGCAGUUGUUAUUACUUCUCUAUGGAAAAGCUAACUUGGAGCAAGAGUCAACAUGUCUGCUUAUCUCUAAACGCCAGUCUUGUGAAAAUAAACAGAGAGGAAAUGAAUUUCUUCUCCUUGAAAUCUUUCUUCUGGACUGGAAUUUACUAUAAGAAAAUUAAAAAUCAAUGGUAUUGGGAAAAU